CCCUCGCCCUCGGCUUCUGCCAGUCGCCGCAAGAUGGCGAACACAAUGAGCUGAUCCGCGCUUGUUGCCCCUGAGCCUACUGUGAGGAGGAACGGUUGGCGAGGCCUCACUGAAAGAAGAGCGUUGCACGAGCAGGAGGAGGAAGAGGAGGAAGAGGAGGAGGCGCCCCGACUGUCGGCCGCUCUCCCGCUCGCCGCCGGCCCGGCGCUUGCCCCGCCUGGGUCGGCCCCUCGGCUGCCCGCCCGCUCGCUCGCUCGCUCGCCUCCCCGCUCGCUGCGGGGCCCCGCCCCGGCCCUGCUCCGCCGCCGCCGCCUCCUGCCGCCGCCGCCAUGAAGCUGACCGACGGCGUGCUGCGGAGCUUCCGCGUCGCCAAGGUGUUUCGUGAGAACUCCGACAAGAUCAACUGCUUCGACUUCAGCCCUAACGGCGAGACGGUCAUCUCCAGCAGCGACGACGACUCCAUCGUGCUCUACGAUUGCCAGGAGGGCAAACCAAAGAGAACCCUGUACAGUAAGAAAUAUGGCGUGGACCUCAUCAGAUAUACUCAUGCAGCAAACACAGUCGUUUACAGCUCUAAUAAAAUAGACGAUACUAUUCGUUACCUGUCCUUACACGACAACAAAUACAUCAGAUACUUUCCUGGACAUAGCAAAAGGGUGGUGGCCUUGUCCAUGUCACCUGUGGAUGACACUUUCAUUUCUGGGUCUCUUGAUAAGACCAUUCGACUCUGGGAUCUCCGGUCUCCUAACUGCCAGGGCCUCAUGCAUCUACAGGGCAAGCCAGUUUGUUCUUUUGAUCCAGAAGGGUUAAUUUUUGCUGCCGGUGUCAAUUCUGAAAUGGUCAAACUCUAUGACCUUCGCUCUUUUGAUAAGGGGCCAUUUGCAACAUUUAAGAUGCAGUAUGAUCGGACUUGUGAGUGGACAGGACUUAAGUUCAGCAACGAUGGCAAACUCAUCCUCAUCUCCACCAAUGGCAGCUUCAUUCGUCUCAUUGAUGCAUUCAAGGGAGUGGUGAUGCACACGUUUGGGGGUUAUGCCAACAGCAAAGCUGUCACACUGGAGGCCUCAUUUACUCCGGAUUCCCAGUUUAUUAUGAUCGGUUCAGAGGAUGGCAAGAUCCAUGUCUGGAAUGGAGAGAGUGGUAUAAAAGUAGCUGUGUUGGAUGGCAAACAUACAGGCCCCAUUACCUGUUUGCAGUUCAACCCCAAGUUCAUGACCUUUGCCAGCGCAUGUUCCAACAUGGCCUUCUGGUUGCCCACCAUUGAUGACUGAUCCUGAUGCUGUUUGGCUAUUUCUGUACAGUGAAUGUGUGUUCAGCAGGAAAAAACUCAGAGGGACUGAUCUAAUAUUGGGACUGGAUCAUUUGACUGGGCUGGAGAGCAUCUUUCCACAUGGCCUUCCCAUGGAUGUGCUGUACAUCUGCUCAAAAGAAAAAAAAGUGCUUUGCCAAGCUUCUUCAAAAGGACUCUUGGUGGGGCAGAUUCAAUUGGGACUCAGAUUUUCUAGCUGUCAACUGCACCAAGCCCCUCCAGAGGAUGACCAGACUCAUGAUUAGGGUAUAGUGGGGCCCUUAAGGCGCCUUCAAUUUUGAAUGUAUUUGCUGCUGAGGAGCUGGUGAAGUUAUUAAUUCUGCACAUCCCCUCUCUUACCCCCAUAAAUGCAUGGGAAGCCACAGUUCUGGUUUUGAGAUGCUAGAGCAGCUCAGUGCCCCUUGCCCUCACCCUGCAUGUCUUAUUACUGGGUCUCCCUGUGUCAUUGUGGUAUAAUCCACAACCAUAUGUUACUUAGGUGCCAAACAUUUACAGAAAUAAGUCUUCAUAUAUCUUGGGGUCAGAAAGGGACAGAUACAGAAAGACCUUGUUUGCUAGGAAGAGUCAAGUUAUAGUCAUUUGAGGGUGGGUGACCUAGACAUGCCUCAGGCUCUGGGUUUUAGGUUGGAAAAGACCCAAGAACCUGAAAGGGAGGAAGGGGUAGCAGGUGAGUUCCUAGGACUGGGAGGUAUAGCAGUAGCCUAGUGUGGUCCCUUCUCAUCAAGACAAACCAAUGGUCCUCCUGGGUGCCUACCCAGUGUGGUUGUGUACAAAAGCAAGGGAGUCUAUUUUUGUACAUGAGCUACAUCACACUUUCCUGUGGGGCCAGUAUUGUGGAGUGAGUUUGAGUUGUUUACACUGAUGCCUUCCCUGCCCACCACAAAUUGUGUACAUAGUCUUCUGAUGAUACCAUCCCUUCCCAGCUCUUAACCAUGAGCUGGCUCCAGGCCUGUGUUAUAUGUUAUAUUAGCCUUUUUAUAUAUGAUCUUGGGUUUCUGUUGUUUGUAUUUUAGCAUAGUGUGUACACCUUCAUUUAAAUAUAUCUGUGUAUGUGCAUACAUAUAUAUGUAUACUAGAGGCCCAGUGCAUGACAUUUGUGCACUGGGGUGGUGGGGUCCCUCAGCCCGGCCUGCACCCUCUCGCAGUCCAGGACCCCUUGGGGGGUAUCUGUCUGCCGGCUUAGGCCUGCUCCCUGCACAGAGAGCGGGCCUAAGCCAGCAAGCGGAUAUCCCCCAAGGGGUCCUUAGUGCUGCUACGGAGGUGGGAGAGAGACUCCCGCUGCCGCCGCUAUGCUCACCAGCCGUGAGGCCAGCUUCUUGCUGAGCGGUGCUCCCCCUGUGGGAGUGCACUGACCACCAGGGGGCAGCACUGCUUUGAGCAUCUGCCCCCUGGUGGUCAGUGAGUGUAAUAGCGACUGGUCGUUUCAUUUUUCAGUCGAUUUGCAUAUUAGGGUUUUAUUAUAUAGGAUAGGGUGUAUGUAUGCAUAUAUAUAUAUAAUACUUGUUGUUUCUUGGAGUUUAGCCGAAGAACAGCCUGGGGGAAAGACUGCAUCCUUGCUAAUAGUGUUUGCCACAAGUGUUUGUGAGUCUUCCCUAUUACAUUUUCCCUUAGGAGACUUUACGGAGCAAAGCUCCAAGUGUUUGCUAUUCCCAUGGCAGCUAAUUGAGGGUCUUGGGACGACUCCCUUGUGUUCAUCAAGCCGCACUUUGGGGCCCUCUCUGCAGUAUUAGCCCCCUUUUUUGCCUGGUGAUUCUCUGUCUGCACCUUUAUAUGUGUGACAGUCACUUUUGCAUGCCUCUGUGUCUGGCUUACAGUAUUUGGGGACAGGAUGCUGGAACCACGGCAUUUUCAGUUUGAGGCUUUACCAAUUACACGUCACUCCUGUUUACCUGUUAUGUCUUCUUUCUUGUUUCUGUUCCUUGCCUUCUCUUGGGAGAAGGAGGGGUCCCGAUCAGGGUUGAGAUGAGCUGUGGCUAGCUUAUGGCUUUUCUUCCCCUGCAUGGCCUUCUUAGAGCAGGAUGAAUGGCAUGUUAUUUUACUAAAUUCCCAAACAUUUAAUUAAGCAGGUAACAUACUCCCUGCUCUUCCAGAAACAGACUCAGCAAGGUAAUGAUUUGUCCACAAGGACUUGCCCAAGAGUACAUGUCUGCUAGGGGGAAAGCAAGCCAUUACUGACUCUGUUCAGCAGCAGAAAUAGGCUAUGAAUUGCAAGCAAUUACUAUUUUGUUUUAGCAGUUACUUUUUUUUUUUUUUUUUAAUCUUCACUUGAGGAUAUUUUUUCCAUUGAUAUUUAGAGAGGGAAGGAGGGGUAAACAUCAAUGUGAGAGACACAUGAAAUGGUUGCUUCCUGCACAAGCCCCUGACCAUGGCCAGGGAUCGAACCUGGCGUAGGCUGAUGCUCUAACCACUGAGAACACUGGCCAGGGUGCAAUUUUUGACUUGUUCUCAAACUUAAAGGUCAAGGGGCAUACAUCUUUCUCAAUGUAGACUAGGACCUGCAGCUUCUGUGAUACUCACUUUAUAUAGCUUUGCAAUUUAAUAGUGAAGGAAAUUUUAGAAACCAAAUGAACUGAGCUGUUUACUGCCCACUCCUGACUUUCCCAGGAUAGAAAAUUCAUAGUAGGGAUAACUUCAGAGAGUGCUUGGAACAGGGUUAACAGAAAACCUGCAUAAUUAACAUAUCUGUAACUAGAGCAGCUACCAAGCAUGAUUUUCCUGUCAGCAGGAAAAUGAAUUGUAUUGAGUUGUGUGUCCAAAGCUGAGGUACCAUGUCCUUUGAAAAUAUGCACUCAUGGCCUCUAUAAGGACCUGGCUCCUGAGUUAGGAAGGAAAGGAAAACGACGUAGCUGGAAGUGACUGGAGAUGAUGUGGUGGUGGGAAUAAGGCAGAAUAAAGAGAAUAAAGGCUGUUGGCCAAAGAGGCUGAAGGCUGGGGCUGCAUGGAUGCUCACAGUGGAGCCAGAGGUGCUUGAGUUCUUAGUGAGGAAGGGCUGCUCACCACUUUCAAGUCGGGCCAGAGCCACCGAUUUGUAUGCGACAGUAACAACACUGCAUUGCUCAGCCACCAGCUAGUUGGUUAUUAUUAUUAUUAUUAUUUUUUUUUUU
This is a messenger RNA of Myotis daubentonii (Daubenton's bat), 4413 nucleotides long. RefSeq names its product WD repeat domain 82 (gene WDR82). Gene Ontology annotation, cellular component: Set1C/COMPASS complex. The record is from RefSeq and is a predicted model, not a curated record. Lineage: Eukaryota; Metazoa; Chordata; Mammalia; Chiroptera; Vespertilionidae. Gene Ontology annotation, molecular function: chromatin binding; protein binding.